Messenger RNA from Micropterus dolomieu (smallmouth bass), 2504 nucleotides. It is a transcript of the gene mapk14a, whose product is annotated as mitogen-activated protein kinase 14a. The record is from RefSeq and is a predicted model, not a curated record. NCBI's taxonomy places the organism in Eukaryota, Metazoa, Chordata, Actinopteri, Centrarchiformes, Centrarchidae. Bases 288 to 1370 code for a protein of 360 amino acids. Gene Ontology annotation, molecular function: ATP binding; MAP kinase activity. Gene Ontology annotation, cellular component: cytoplasm; nucleus. The transcript has 12 exons. Gene Ontology annotation, biological process: protein phosphorylation; intracellular signal transduction.
UGCAAGUAGGGUGAAAUCUCGAGAGCUGUCUGAAAGAAAGCCGAGUGAGGAACAAACAGCUAGAAGGGUUUUUAAACGUGCAUUUAUGAGGCGGUGGCUCUGCAACACUCUGCAGGAAGGCAGACCUUCAACUUUUGAUAACUUGAAGUUAUCUAACGAAGACAAACGUUUAAUUUAACUUCUCUUUUUGUUUACUUGGGGAAAGUUUAACUCCGCCUGCACGGCUCGGAGUAGCCCCAUUUCCGAGCAGAAAGUCAAGUCGGUGGUCGGCAGUUGGUUCUGCAGGAAUGUCGCAGAAAGAAAGACCCACGUUUUACCGACAGGAGGUCAACAAGACGAUAUGGGAAGUCCCGGAGCGAUACCAAAACCUGUCUCCAGUUGGCUCUGGUGCCUACGGAUCCGUGAGUUCUGCAUAUGAUAUGAAGACUGGUUUGAAGAUAGCUGUGAAGAAGCUCUCUCGGCCGUUUCAGUCCAUCAUCCAUGCCAAGAGAACAUACAGAGAGCUGCGCUUGCUGAAGCACAUGACGCAUGAAAAUGUGAUUGGCCUCCUAGAUGUCUUCACUCCUGCUACUUCUCUGAAGGAAUUCACAGAUGUAUAUCUUGUGACUCACUUAAUGGGGGCAGAUCUCAACAACAUAGUGAAAUGUCAGAAACUCACAGAUGACCAUGUCCAGUUCCUCAUAUACCAGAUCCUCAGAGGGUUGAAGUAUAUCCACUCAGCAGACAUCAUUCAUAGAGACUUGAAACCCAGUAAUCUGGCAGUGAAUGAAGACUGUGAGCUGAAGAUUUUGGACUUUGGUUUGGCGCGGCACACAGAUGAUGAGAUGACCGGCUACGUGGCCACCCGCUGGUACCGGGCCCCAGAGAUCAUGCUGAACUGGAUGCAUUACAACAUGACGGUGGAUAUUUGGUCAGUGGGGUGUAUAAUGGCAGAACUCCUCACUGGAAAAACUCUGUUUCCUGGUACCGACCACAUUGAUCAGUUGAAGCUAAUCAUGAUGCUCGUCGGAACACCAGGGCCUGAGCUCUUGAUGAAAAUAUCUUCAGAGUCUGCCAGGAACUACAUCAGCUCCUUGCCACACAUGCCCAAGAGGAGCUUUGCUGAUGUGUUCAUUGGUGCCAACCCUCAAGCUGUGGACCUUUUGGAGAAAAUGCUGGUUCUGGACACAGACAAGCGGAUAACAGCAGCCGAGGCUCUGGCUCACCCCUACUUCGCUCAGUACCACGACCCAGAUGACGAGCCUGAGGCCGAGCCCUACGAUCAGAGCUUUGAGAGCCGCGAGUUGGAGAUUGAAGAGUGGAAACGAUUAACCUACGAGGAGGUGUGCAGUUUUCAGGCACCGAUCUUCGACGAGGAUGACAUGGAGUGAUGAGACAUGCUACCCACUUCGACCCCAGCUUCAGACAAUUUGUAACAACCUUCAACAUGUGCAUUAGUGUUAAAGAGAUGCCUGCCAACAUUUGUCAGUCUUUAUUAACCGAGAAAACAUUGUCCAUGAUUAGCUCUUGUAAGGAGAUCAUUACCAGCACAGGGAAGAGCUUGACCAAUAAUCAUUAUUCUUAUUUAUGAACCACUAAUGUUGAUGAUCUGUUGCUGGGAAAUUUCACUUCUUGCCAAUCUCUGAAAUAAUGUAUAUUCUUCAGAUCUUUUUUUAAAAAAAUUUAGACUUUCAUCACUGUGACAUUGAGAUGCUGAAACACCUGGACCUAUAGCUGUGCUAUUUUGUGUUUUAAAAUGUUCUAUAGAGUAACUUAUGAAUAAGCUUUUGCGUCUAUCAAUGGAAAAAGGAUUAUGCUAGUCUACCACUUACCCUGCCGAGUUGUCACAUUUAGAACUGGGUCGCGUGUAUUCGGCUAUUGCCAUGAUUGUUCCUAUAUUUAAAAAAAGAGAUAAUUUGAAGGGAUUUUAUAUUUGUGACAGAAGUAGAUUUUUAUGUUUUUAGGUAUUUGACAAUUUGAGAAUGUGCCUGUUCUGUGUAGUCGGCGACCUUUUUGUGCUCUCCAAAUGCAUUUUACACAUUUUAAUGUUUAUUUUGAUAGUUUUAGAUGCUCUGUGAGACUCAUACAUAUGUCGGCUACACAGAAAAAGCUGAGCCUCUGCUGUUUAAGGACAGCGCUAUUCAACAAGGCACCUAAAAUAGGAAAAAAAAUAUUCAUGGGUACACGCUCUGCUCAAAAAUAUGUAAAUAUCUGUGCCAUAUUCUUUAAAUCUCUGACUUAUUGUGGUUAUGUUAUGAAGCAAUCACUUUUAGUAAGUAAAUCAGUAUUUUGUGUGCGUUUGUGAGAGUGAGUUCUUGGUUUACAAGAAUUUUAAGUGUCAUGCUAAAAUCCUCUAAUAGAAAUACUGCUUAAAUGUGCAAAAGAGGCAUUUCGGAUGUAUUUAUACUUUGUGGAGGUGGUAUUUAUAAACAACAAUCGAAAAAUCCCUUAAACUAUUUUCAGUCCAGCAAAGUAACUACUAUCUUCAGUCCUUUGUUUAACAAAAUAAAGACUUAUUUUCAAGA